AUGCCGAUCGGAGAAGUCGAUGAUUCGUUUCUUGCAGAGGUAUGGGGCCUUUACGGAGUGGGCUGCCUGCUGCUCACUCUGCGCUUCUUCGUGCGAGUCAAGACGGUUGGGUUUAUGGGCAUGAGAGGCGACGAUUUCUUCGCUCUCCUCGUGUUAAUAUUCUAUACCUUGGACGCGGCGACGGUACAUGUAGUGUACUACGCCGGUACGAAUGUCGAAGCCUCAGUGCUGCAAACUACACAGACACUCUCUGCCGAGGAUAUAGCUUCGUAUGAGUUUGGAUCCAAAGUCGAACUUGUCGCCUGGUAUUCAUAUACGGCUCUCAUCUGGGCCUUGAAGGGAACCAUGUUGUGCUUCUUUCAUCGCAUGACCACUGGCCUUUGGCAACACCGCCUAGUCAAAUGGAUCUCAUAUGUUAGUGUUGCAUCAUAUGUUGCCGUCUUCUUGACAAUCACUUUUGGCUGCUUUCCGACUUCGAAAAACUGGCAGGUCGUGCCCGAUCCGGGAUUGAAGUGCACCUUCAAGAUGCAGAAUUUCCUCGUGGCGGUCGUGCUCAACGUCAUCACGGACGCUGCCAUCCUUUGUAUCCCUUUGCCUCUCCUGUGGACACUCCAGGUGCCCCUCAAGAAAAAGAUCGUUAUUGGCCUGCUUCUGUGCUCAGGUUUAUUCGUCAUCACCGCCGCCAUUAUCCGUGUGGUCCUGACCCUGGGCGCCCACCCGUCCGCCCUCAACGUAAACCGAUGGGGCGUGCGCGAGACCAUUGUCGGUAUCAUCACGGUCAACAUUCCGAUCCUGCGGCCCAUGGCGAGCCGCAAAUUCUGGACGACGGGCGAGCUAGCGUACUCCUCGGGCGCAGGCACCAAGACGGGCGGCCGCACCCACGCCACGCUGGCGACAGGCCACGGCCCCUACGAAAUGACGGGCAGCGUCAGCGGGCACAGCCGGCGCAAGGACAGCUUUGGCGGCAGCGAGGAGUUCAUCAUUGGCAAGAAUGCUACCGUGGAGCACCACGCCAAUGCCAACCUCAAGCCCGGCGGAAACGAUGUGGUUGUCCAUACAAUGUACCACGUCACUAGCGAGGACGUCACUUCGCAUCCACAGUCUCCCGACUGGGAGGCCAAGGGCGGCACUACACAGGCCAUGGCUUAUAGAGGUAAUAGCGCUGUGUAA
Molecule: messenger RNA, 1170 nt
Organism: Pestalotiopsis fici W106-1
Lineage: Eukaryota; Fungi; Ascomycota; Sordariomycetes; Amphisphaeriales; Sporocadaceae
Exons: 8
Coding region: 1-1170 (389 amino acids)
Source: RefSeq, a predicted model, not a curated record